AUGGCUUCGAACUUGGAGACUAUCAAUGUGCCGCAUUUACCGUCUCUGCCGGUGCAUGUUGCUCUAUAUCGCGAUGUUCAAAAUGCUGCCUUCUUGAAAGGACAGCUUCUUGCUGGCAAUGCAGAAUUCGAAUAUGCUCUGAUUGAUGCAAGCAUGGUUCUUUCAAGGGCACAUGCCACUGCUGCUGUGUUCAGAGCCGUCAAUGACUAUAUGCACAAUCGACUGAAGUCUCGCAACGUGCAUUCCGAAAUUGUAUUCUCGUUCAACUCUACCAAUAAUAUUGCCGAGUCAUUCCGCAGAUUCGGCAUUGCCGAUUCAACCAAAGACCUCUUGGUAGUCAAAGUCUCUGUCUCGCCAGAGAUAACACAUGAGUCUGUCGCCGCCCAUCUUGGCGCCUCAGUUCAAGGGACUUCUGUACCUUUCGAUGAUAAGACACUUUCUGAAGUCUCCGAUGUCAGCAAAAUCAAGAAAGUGUACAAGUUGGGAGCUUUGCCUUCACCACCCAAGGCAAUAGAUCAAUCCAAUGGCACAAAUGAUGAAUUGAAGCAACGACUUGAAAAUGCCUUACUGGCAGCAAUUGCCCUGAGGGGAUCAUGA
This is a messenger RNA of Penicillium arizonense, 597 nucleotides long. RefSeq names its product EKC/KEOPS complex subunit CGI121/TPRKB. The record is from RefSeq and is a predicted model, not a curated record. Gene Ontology annotation, cellular component: nucleus; EKC/KEOPS complex; cytosol. NCBI's taxonomy places the organism in Eukaryota, Fungi, Ascomycota, Eurotiomycetes, Eurotiales, Aspergillaceae. Gene Ontology annotation, biological process: telomere maintenance via recombination; tRNA threonylcarbamoyladenosine modification. The transcript is spliced from 3 exons. The coding region runs from base 1 to 597 and encodes 198 amino acids.